Molecule: messenger RNA, 1248 nt
Organism: Naegleria gruberi
Lineage: Eukaryota; Heterolobosea; Eutetramitea; Acrasida; Naegleriidae
Product: rab family small GTPase
Exons: 1
Coding region: 1-1248 (415 amino acids)
Molecular function (GO): GTPase activity; protein binding; GTP binding
Source: RefSeq, a predicted model, not a curated record
AUGAUCAUUAACAAAGUACAUAACCUCUUUGAAAUUUUACCAGAGGAAAUUAAUAACGAAAUUUUUUCCUAUCUGCCAUCUGUAGAUUUAAUAUUUUCCCACUCAAAUGUUUGUAAAUCUUGGCGAAGGUUAAUCUUGCCAAUUAUUACAAAACAAUAUGAACUAGAAUUUACUUUCAAUUCAUAUGAAUCAUCCAAUUCCUCACCCUUUAAAUCAUCCACUAAAUCAGAUCAUAAUGAAAUAGUAGAGAAAAUUAAUUCCGAUCAUGAUGAUGAUGAUUUUCUCCAUUCUAAUAGAAAAUUCAGAAAAACAAUGUUGAGAAAAUUCAUUUAUCAAGUGGCUGAUCGAUGGAUUGAAGCUAAUUUAGAGAAGUUGGAUAUUCCUGGAGUUAUUGACUUGGCCAAUGUUAAUGGUGAUUUGGAUGAAAAAAUUGUAAAACAAUUGAUGAGUGAAUUGGAAUUGAUCACUCGAUACUUUUCAAACUUUUCAGAUUUGAAGAAGAAGGACGAGCAUUCGAAUGAAAAGAAGGAGAAUGUUGAAACAAAGAAGGAAGAGAAAUCAAGCUCUACAUGUGGAAAUUCAGUUUUUAAAGGAAUAUUUCAAUUUUUGGGUUCAUAUUUUGGAGCACCGAGUGGUCAAUCAACACAGAGUUCAAAUCCUUCGAAAAGUCUAUAUCCUUAUACGCCUCAAAAGUUUGGAAAUGAUCAGUACUCUUUCAAAUGUUCCAUGAGUGGAGACAGUUUUUCAGGAAAGACAUCUUUUAUUAAUUGUAUCAUUUUCAAUAAGACUUUUGGAAAAUAUGUGGAUAUUCCAACGAUUGGAUCAAAUUUCUUCAGUAAGACUUAUCAAUUUUCACAGGAUAAAAGAUAUGACUUUCAGAUAUGGGAUGUUUAUGGUCCAGAGAGAUUUACUCCUCUAACUAGGAUGCAUUACCGAAAUGUUCAUGUUGUCUUUCUAUUAUUCGAUUUGACCAAUGAGACUAGUUUCGAACACAUCCCAUUGUGGUAUAAUGAAUUAAAGAAUUAUGACGCUCACCAUAGUGAAGUGGUCCUUAUUGGAAAUAAGACAGAUCUCAUCAAUGGAAGACGUGUUAAUAAGGAGCAAGCUCAGAAAGUGGCCUUUGAUAUUAUGGAUGGUGCACUCUAUGUGGAAACAACAAAUUCAGAUAUCAAACACGCACACAAAGUAGCACUCUAUUCCAUGAUUGUUAAAUGUUGCAUUUUUAGAAACAUAGAAGAAGGGAAAUAA